AUGCCUACAAUCGGCGUGGACAAGGCUGCGCUCUAUGAGGCACUGGGCCAAGAAUAUACCACUGAGGAAUUCGAGACUCUCUGCUUCGAAUUUGGACUGGAACUGGACGAGGAUACUUCGAAUUCGGAGCGGCCGAUUGUCAAUGGCAAACAAGAACCUGCGCAGCUCAAAAUUGAGAUCCCCGCCAACAGAUAUGAUAUGCUUUGCUUCGAGGGCAUAGCUCUGAUGCUCAACAUCUUCCGCGAAAAGACCCCACUUCCCAACUAUCGAUUGAUUGCGCCCAAGAGUGGGAAGUUGGAGACCAUUACUGUUCAUCCUGAUACGCUGAAAGUGCGACCAUACGUCUCCGGGUCUAUCCUACGGAAUAUCAAAUUCACACAAGAAAGUUAUGACUCCUUCAUAUCAUUGCAAGACAAGCUGCACCAAAACAUUGCCAGACAACGGACUCUAGUUGCUAUUGGUACUCAUGACCUGGAUACCAUCAAAGGCCCCUUCACUUAUGAAGCAUUGCCACCCAAGGAUAUCAACUUCACACCGUUGAACCAGUCGAAGUCGAUGAACGCGGAGGAAUUGAUGCAGUUCUACGAGAAUGAUAAGCAUCUAGGGAAAUAUCUACACAUUAUCCGCGAUAAGCCAGUAUACCCUGUGAUCUACGAUUCCCAGCGGAUAGUGUGUUCGAUGCCACCCAUCAUCAAUGGCGACCACUCCAAAAUUAGCGUGAACACAAGAAACGUCUUCAUCGAGAUGACUGGAACCGACCGGACAAAGUUAGAGAUUGUCAACAACAUCAUUGUAGCAAUGUUCUCGCAAUACUGCGACGAGCCGUUCACUAUUGAGCCAGUUAAGAUCAUUUCGGACCACAACGGCGAGACAAGACAAACACCAGACAUCAGUCCUCGGAUAGCCGAGGCGGAAGUAGACUACAUCAACAACUGUUGCGGACUCUCUGAAUCCCCCGAGCGCCUAUGUCAGCUAUUAGACAAGAUGUGCUACAGAGCGACACCUUCCAGCACUUCAAAGAACAUCCUCGAGGUCUCCAUCCCCCCCACCCGCGCGGACGUCCUCCACCAAUGUGACAUAAUGGAGGAUGUAGCGAUUUCAUACGGCUUCAACAACCUUCCCCGCACUUCCCCCAAUAAGGCCUCCACCAUCGCCCAACCUUUAAUGAUCAACAAGCUCGGCGACAUUGUACGGAUGGAAACCGCCAUGGCAGGCUGGAGCGAGGUCAUGCCUUUAAUUCUCUGUUCGCACGACGAGAACUUCGCCUGGCUCAACCGAGAGGAUGACGGAUCCACCGCCGUGAAACUCGCCAAUCCCAAGACAGCUGAGUAUCAAAUCGUGCGCACAUCCUUACUGCCAGGUCUACUAAAGACAAUCCGGGAGAAUAAAAAACACAGCGUCCCUAUUAAAGUCUUCGAAGUCGCCGACGUAGCAUUCAAAGAGCUUUCCUUGGAGCGCAAAUCCCGCAACGAGCGUCACUUUGCCGCUGCGUGGUACGGGAAGACCUCCGGCUUCGAAGUCGUGCAUGGCUUACUCGAUCGCAUACUUCUCAUGCUUAAAACCGCAUUCUUAACUAACGAGGAGGGUAUUGCUGGUAAAAAGAGCAUCGACUAUGACGUCAAAGAAGUACCCGCAAAGAAGGAUGGGUAUUGGAUCGAGGAGAUUGACGAGCCCACUUUCUUCCAGGGUCAUGCCGCGGCGGUUUAUAUUAGGGUGAAUGGGAAGGAGGUUAGAGUCGGGGAGUUUGGCAUCUUGCAUCCCACGGUUUUAGAGAAGUUUGAGUUGAGGUAUGCUAUCCAUUCGCCCUCAACCCCUGUGUCGUUUUCUCUAGGUUAUGAGGAGGGUGCUAACAUUAGUACCAAGGUAUCCCGUGAGCACGCUCGAGAUCAACCUUGA
Molecule: messenger RNA, 1896 nt
Organism: Venustampulla echinocandica
Lineage: Eukaryota; Fungi; Ascomycota; Leotiomycetes; Helotiales; Pleuroascaceae
Product: Class II aaRS and biotin synthetase
Exons: 2
Coding region: 1-1896 (631 amino acids)
Biological process (GO): phenylalanyl-tRNA aminoacylation
Cellular component (GO): phenylalanine-tRNA ligase complex; cytoplasm
Molecular function (GO): phenylalanine-tRNA ligase activity; ATP binding; magnesium ion binding
Source: RefSeq, a predicted model, not a curated record